UACCAGAUUCUCCGGCGGGAGCCUCAGCUGAAACAAUAGAAUCUGAGUCCUUGAGACGGGGGGGCGGGGUCGAAGGGAUAACCCGAAAGAAAGAUUCCAUUUUCCGGCUGCCGCUACCGUCUUUGUUAGCGGCAGCCGGAACCGGGAGAGAAAGAGAGCGGUGUAUAUGCACUUGCGGCGGUGGCUGCUGUUGCUGCACCGCUCCUUUCGAGGACCCCUUCGUCUUGCAAGCGGCGGCAGCACACUCUGCCGCCAGCGGAUUCGUUUUCCCCACCGGAGUGAUGGGUAGAGACGACGUCCUCUUGAUCCCCGGCGAAAACAUCUUCGACAGGGACCAAGACCUUGAAAUGGAAACUUUAUUAUUAUGAUUUUCUUCUUGAUGACCGGGUUCGGUUUCUGGGCUCGGCUUCUCCAUGAAGUUCAGUUUGGGAAGGAAAUUCUUGAUGGAUGAUGAUGACGACGACGAUGAUUUGGUCCCUCUCGGCACAGGCCGGCCUGGAGAUACUCCAUUAACAGGCCUGUGCUGGGAAGGAAUAUUGGGAUUCAAAUGGAAAUUCACUUUCUUCGCAGGCGUCGCCGAACGCGCCUUAACGUCAACCGCUACAACGCUCUCUUCUCUCCGUAGAUUUGUGGGUGCGGAUGAACUCUCCGCCUGAGGAAUUGGAAUGGAAAUUUCUUCAGGAUGAGCCAUUGUUAUGUGGACUUGAUGAUCUUCUUCAUCUUUAGUGAAGAAAAUUUGUUUCUUUUCCAUGUUGGUGAUAUGCCACUGAAUUAACUUUGAAAUUAAAGGUUUUUUUUCACUGCAGAGCGAGGCGAUUUAAUAUAUUUGUUGCUGGUGA
This is a messenger RNA of Cuscuta campestris, 839 nucleotides long. Lineage: Eukaryota; Viridiplantae; Streptophyta; Magnoliopsida; Solanales; Convolvulaceae. The record is from the annotation of a GenBank genome assembly.